This is a messenger RNA of Tribolium madens (black flour beetle), 1627 nucleotides long. RefSeq names its product protein I'm not dead yet-like. Gene Ontology annotation, molecular function: succinate transmembrane transporter activity; citrate transmembrane transporter activity. Lineage: Eukaryota; Metazoa; Arthropoda; Insecta; Coleoptera; Tenebrionidae. The transcript is spliced from 4 exons. Gene Ontology annotation, biological process: citrate transport; monoatomic anion transmembrane transport. The coding region runs from base 51 to 1607 and encodes 518 amino acids. The record is from RefSeq and is a predicted model, not a curated record. Gene Ontology annotation, cellular component: membrane.
AUCGGUAAUAAUGUCAUAAUCCCGUCAAAAACUCAAAAUUUGCUCCCAAAAUGGUCGAAUUCAAAGAAUCAUGUAUUGUUACAUUACUCAACUACAAAUUAAUCUUCAUUAUUGUGUAUCCUUUGAUUUUGAUCUUCAUUUUCUUCCUCAACCUUUUCGGUUCGAAUUCAACCGGAAACAGUUGGGUUUACAUCUCUAUCCUGAUGAUUGGCUUCUGGAUUCUUGAGCCCUUACCAGUGGGGGUGACCUCCCUGAUCCCCCUGAUCCUUUUCCCCCUUUUGGGGGUCCUCAACACGAAAAAAACCUGCUUCAAUUACUUCCAUGACUUGAAUAUGACCACGAUUGGGGCCCUAAUCCUGGGAUUAGCCGUCGAAAUGAGUAAUCUUCACUCAAGAGUCUCUUUAAGGAUUAUAAAACUGGUUGGUUUCAGGUACCGUCUUUUGAGUCUCGUUUUUACCAUCGCAACCAUUGCCAUUUCCAUGUGGUUCUCUAAUACCACAACCACUUGCUUCAUGAUGGUCAUAGUCAAAGAGGUUCUGCACCAAAUGGACGAAAUUGGUUUGGCGAAAAUGUGGUUCGAGGAUGAGAACCAAAACCCAACACGUGUCACGAAAUGCUUCUUUAUUGGUACUGCGUACGCGGCCACCAUUGGUGGGCUUGGUACUCUCAUGGGCAGUGGUACCAAUUUAGCGUUCGUUGAAUUAGUUACCAUCAAUUUUGGUACUUGGAUGGGUCUGAAUCUUUUAAUGGUUUUGGGGAUUAUGGUACCCACAUGGGCGGUAAUGCAAUGGUGGUACUUGGGAUGGGGGCGUCCCAUGUCACUUGAUGCUUCAGCUAUUACAUUUACAAGUGAACAAAUUGAAACAGCAAGUGUCAAUUUUGAGAAAAAAAUUCAAGAAUUAGGAAAAUGGUCCAUUCAUGAAAUUCUUGUUUUUGUUGUGGUUGUGGUUACUGUAGUGUUGUUGUUUUUCAGAAGGGUGACGUUUAUGGACCCGUGGCCAACUUGGAUCACCGAAGCACAAGUUGGUGAUGCCACAACCUUGACAAUUUUCACCGUCCUCCUUUUUGUCAUCCCUUCGGUACCCGAAUUUUGGCACAUUUACGACAAAGACGAGACCAAAAGACCGACAAAAAUGUCCCCAGGUUUAAUAACAUGGAAAUUCGCCAAUCAGCGAAUGCAUUGGAGCUUAAUUUUCAUAAUGGGAGGAGCUUUCGCUCUUGCUGGUGCAUUAGACAAGAACAAAUACAUCAAUUAUUGGGACUACGAACCUCUCACUUACCACAAACAAAUCCUUGCAGUUUUGGCCUCAAUUCUAGUGAUGACCCAAAUUAUGACCAAUGCAGAUUUGGUGAAAAUUUUCGUCCCUUUGAUGACCUCCAUUGGGAAGCGUUUCAGUGAUAUUCCUGAAAUGUAUUACAUGUUGCCGGUUGUUUGGUGUUGCAGUUUUGCGUUUGUACUUCCAGUGGCGACGCCGCCGAAUGCCAUUGUGGCCGUCAUGGGGAAUAUCAAGACCAUUGAGUUUGUUAAAAUUGGAAUUGUUGUCUUAUUUGUGGCGAUUGUGAUAAUGUGUGGUAUUUCGUUUUUGUUGGUGCCAAAGAUUUGGUGACAAAAUUAAAUUGAUGCUUG